Molecule: messenger RNA, 3123 nt
Organism: Carassius carassius (crucian carp)
Lineage: Eukaryota; Metazoa; Chordata; Actinopteri; Cypriniformes; Cyprinidae
Product: synapsin-1-like
Exons: 13
Coding region: 588-2630 (680 amino acids)
Biological process (GO): neurotransmitter secretion
Cellular component (GO): synaptic vesicle membrane; synaptic vesicle
Molecular function (GO): ATP binding
Source: RefSeq, a predicted model, not a curated record
AUUACUAGGAUUGGAUGGCACGAGUGAUGCAAUCCCUGUAUCCUCCGAAGCCCUAACCGGGUCGCAGAGAAUCUGGCCGGAGAUUUUGCCUCACUGAGUUUCAUUUAUGACAAUUACUAUACCUUAACCGAGCGAGCACACUUUUAACAAGUGCCUCUUCGAUAGGAUUGUUUUUCUCCACGCCCGUGGAGUAGGACCUAAACAUCAUCUAAAUCAAUGGAAGGAGCAUGAAAUCCUAAUGCCAAUUGUUGAACGAGAUUCUCAGUGAUGCAAGUCAACCAGUCACAGGCUAUUACGAGCAUUUAUUUACGCAUAUUUUAUCGUGAUUUUAGUAAAGCACUGAUUUGGUUUCUUUCAUUUGUUGCAGUGCUUUGCAUGUUGUGAAGCACGACCUUUGCUUUGAGGUGCACCCUGGAGAAUUGCGUAUCAUUUAUUUUCGCGUGUCGUUUUAAACUGAAACCCUCGGUUGCAUCCUAGAUAUCAGAUACUUGAUCAGUUUUACAAUCGUCUUGGAUUUCUUUAUUUAUUUUUUGCCGUGCAGAAUCUACAGGGGAUAAUUUACUGUCGCAUCCCUUUUCAUCUUCACCAUGAAUUACCUGCGACGUCGACUAUCGGACAGUAAUUUCAUGUCCAACUUGCCCAAUGGCUACAUGAGCGAUUUACAGCGGCCCGAUCCGCAGCAGAGCCCAGCCCCUGUUCUUUCGCCGGGCUCUCAAGAGAGGCGUCAACCCCCCAGCCAGUCUUCCGGCGCCGGCUUUUUUUCCUCCAUUUCCAACGCCGUCAAACAGACCACCGCCGCCGCUGCUGCUACCUUUAACGAGGCCACCGAGAGAGGAAUCGGCUCGAGCAAUGCCAAGAUCCUCCUGGUCAUUGAUGAUCAGCAGACAGACUGGGCAAAGGUGUUUAAAGGCAAGAAGGUUCAUGGUGAAUUUGACAUUAAAGUAGAACAGGCUGAAUUCUCUGAGGUUAAUCUGGUGGCUCACGCAACAGGAAGCUAUAGCGUGGACAUUGAGGCCAUCCGCAAUGGGAACAAAAUCACAAAGUGUUUCAAGCCAGAUUUUGUGCUGGUGCGACAGCAUGCUUUUAGCAUGGCCAAGAAUGGCGACCACAGGAACAUUGUGAUUGGACUUCAGUAUGCUGGUCUGCCCAGUGUCAAUUCCAUUCACUCUGUCUACAACUUCUGUGACAAACCAUGGGUGUUUGGUCAGUUGUCCAGAUUGUACAAGCAGUUGGGUCCAGAGGAGUUCCCACUGAUCGACCAGGUUUAUUACCCAAACCACAAGGAGAUGAUCACUACACCUGGCUUUCCUGUGGUAGUGAAGAUGGGUCAUGCUCACUCUGGCAUGGGAAAGGUCAAAGUGGACAAUCAAUAUGACUUCCAAGACAUAGCUAGUGUUGUAGCUUUGACAAAGACGUAUGCCACAUCUGAACCUUUUAUUGACGCCAAGUAUGACAUCCGAAUCCAGAAAAUCGGUGACAAUUACAAGGCCUACAUGAGGACAUCUAUAUCUGGCAACUGGAAGACCAACACAGGAUCAGCCAUGUUAGAGCAGGUGGCCAUGUCUGACAGGUAUCGUAUGUGGGUGGACGUAUGCUCUGAGGUUUUCGGGGGUCUUGAUAUAUGCGCUGUAGAGGCAUUGCAUGGUAAAGAUGGUCGGGAUUACAUCAUAGAGGUGGUGGGCUGCUCAAUGCCUCUCAUAGGAGACCAGCAGGAUGAGGACCGAGCUCUCAUAGCUGAUCUUGUUGUGGCUAAAAUGAACCGGACUGUGCCAUACACUUCAGCUCCCACUCCAGUCCGUUCUCAGGGCCCAGCUGUUUCACCUCAAUCCAUCUCUCAGUCUAGUGUCCCCCAGGUGCAACAGCGCCCUCCUCCACAGGGAGGUCCACAACAAGCAGAUGCUAGCACUACUGCUGCCCGCCAAGGAGCCCCACCACAGCAGCGCCCAUCUCCCCAGGGCCAGCCCCCUGCCCAAACCCAGUCUGUGACCAGUCCUACUGCUCAGAACCCUCCUACCCAACAAACCCGGCCAAAUCAACCCCCACAGCGACAAGCCAGUCAAGGGGCUUCAGGUCAGCAGAGGCCCACUACGGCACAGGGUCCUGCCCAGCGUGGCCCGGGUGGCUCUCCUCAGUCACAGAGGCCCCAGCAAGGUGGUCCCCAACAGCAACCACAAAGGCCUAAAACUGGUGGCCAGGGUCCCAAACCAGCUGGUCAGCCUCAGCAGAGGCCUCAGCAGCCAAGACAAGGCCAGCCAACCAGGCAGCCAUCCCAGGGUGGAUCACAGCCAACCCAGGACGUCCCUCAACCACCCCUGCAAACGCAGAGCAGUCCUCUCCCUCCUACCACUCAGCAACCACGGCCAACUGCAAAGAGCCAGGGAGGUCUAGGAGGCCCAGGAGGUGCACGACCUCCUUUGCAGCAGAAACCUACACCUCCUCAGAAGCCAAGUCCUGAUCACCCGGCUCUGAGAGGAUCACCACAGCUUAACAAAUCCCAGUCUCUUACCAAUACAUUCAACAUUCCAGAAACGCCGGCCGCCCAGCACCAAAGUCCUAGUCAGGAUGAAGCCAAGGCUGAGACCAUCCGCAACCUUCGGAAAUCCUUUGCAAGCCUCUUCUCCGUGGAAUAAACACACACACAGACACAGAAACACAUACACAGACAGAGAGGUUAUGCAUUUCUAAAAAACAUACAAACACAUACAAUUGUCAGUUAUACACAGGAAGGACCAAUUAUAUCGCACAUUGCAGUGCACUUCAGAUCUGUGCACAUCAAUUUGCAAUGCGACAUAAAUGAAACACUGCCUGCACUGAAUUCAUUAGACACAUUCCCAGUUUUUUUAGGCCAACUGAUGGAGGGAGGUGUGAAAAUAAAAUACCACACACAGAAAUACUCGCAUGCACCAUUUUACACUACCUACACAGUGACUGGACCUGCAUACACUUAGCACACGUGCUUUGCCUAGUCAUUCCAGUCUCCUAUUAUUAGCUAAUAAUCCUAGAUUGUUUUUGGAAAUGAAAAGUUUUGGUGGACGUUUUGCUGUAAAACCAUCCACCGCCACGCUCACUCAGAUAUAUGAUAUCUGAAGUAUGUCUGCUAAUUUUCUGAAGCAUGUUCUUUUA